Messenger RNA from Juglans regia (Persian walnut), 1427 nucleotides. Its product is annotated as protein EI24 homolog. Gene Ontology annotation, cellular component: endoplasmic reticulum. Lineage: Eukaryota; Viridiplantae; Streptophyta; Magnoliopsida; Fagales; Juglandaceae. Bases 84 to 1103 code for a protein of 339 amino acids. The transcript is spliced from 12 exons. The record is from RefSeq and is a predicted model, not a curated record. Gene Ontology annotation, biological process: macroautophagy.
UAAAAGCCUUGUUGUCUCUAAACUCUCUCCCUCUCCGUCUUUCCCCUCUCCCUCCUCCAUCUCUCUCUGCCUCUCUCUCUAAAAUGGAAGCCACUAAACCAUCCAUGAAGCUUUGUGGCACAAAACUAAAGCAGACGACGCUGCUAUGGCUCGAGGGUUUCAUCGAGGCCUGUUGUCUCCACCGGGUUGUCAUUCUCUGCCUCAGGUCAAGAAAGCUUUUGAUCAGGACGGGGCAAUGUUUUCUACUGAAUGGUUUUAUCUUUUUAGGAAGUAUAUUUGUCCUGAACUCAGUUGUCAUCCCAAUGCUUCAAUGGAUAUUACCUGAUCAGUGCUCGCACAUUAAUUCUCAACUACCUUGCUCCUUUGAUGGCAUUUUAAAAUUUUACUCCAUCCUACGUCGUGGAGUCGUACAACUUUUUUAUAUCUUUUGGUUCUACCCAAUGUAUGUGUUCAGCAUUAUCUUAAGCAAUAUCUGGUACAAUGACAUUGCAAAGUUUGGUUUUGCUGCAAUGGGGAGAUCUGGACCUUCAAGAGUGGAACCUACAAGUCCAAGUGAGACAUCAACCAUACAGAAUACAGUUCAUGCAGAAAGACUUGCUGGCCUGGGAGGGGUUAUGGUUGGAAUAGGAGAGCAGGUCUAUUCAGUUCUUCUUUUGAGCUUCUUCUUCCUAGAGGUAUUUGCUACAGGGUUUAUACCUUAUGUGGGGAAAGUACUCAAUUUCCUACUCCUAUCCUGGAUGUAUGCCUACUACUGUUUCGAAUACAAAUGGAACUUUUCUGAAGUGGCUCUGGACAAAAGGCUGUAUUACUUCGAAUCUAACUGGGCAUUUUUCGCUGGUUUUGGAAGCCCUUGUGUAUUCGCUAUAUUCUUUUUCUCACCUCUUGUGAGCUAUGGGGUUAUGGCUAUACUCUUUCCACUGUUUGUUCUAUCAGCAACAGGGUCAAGAGCUGAGCAGGAGAUUUCUUUUCAAAAUACAAAAUGGAGAGCUGCUGGAUUGGGAAGGCUUCCAAUAUUUUAUGCAGCUGACACUUUGUCGCUACUGGCGUUGUCUCUCUUGCCAUUGGAAUCUCGGGCCCAAAUGCAAGAAAAUAAAGCACAUUGAGAAUUCUGGCUAAAUGCUAUUACAAGUUGUGAAUAGAUAAAAUGCAUGUUCCAAGCAGAUGAUCAACUUCUGCAAAGUGUGUAUGUAAAAGCUCAGAGGUUUAAAUUCUGCUCCUCCCGUAUGCAAGGGUGCAUGUGUACAGUAAUAUUCAAUUAAUGAAAAAGUGUUCAUUGCUGAGUAUCGAUGGUCAAGUUUUGGGAGAUUGUUGGUAGGGAAAAUGUCUCAGAGAUGAACUGUAAUCACGUCCCUCAAAACUGUACUGUUAAAGUUGCUGAAAUGAUUGAAUACAGGGGUAAGAGGCCGCCGAAUUCAUGCUCUCAUUUC